AUGAGCUCCGAUUCCGACUCGGAAAGCUCUCUUGAGCACGUCUCGCCUGCGGCCUCCGUGGCCGUGUCGCUGGCGUCCAUGGACACUGAAGAACACAACGAGCUAUACGACCACAGACGCCUGCCGGACUCGCUGCCUGUGCGUCGAAACUCGGAUGCUCCCAAAGCGCCAGACUCAAGAUCCUCACUCACCGACGAGAAGCGCAAUCUCUUUAAAGUCUCGCCUCGCGCUGCCCGUCCAGGUAUUGAGUUCGACAACGACUCUGACGACGAAGACCCUCACAUCGAGGGCUCCCAUAUAAAACUCUCGGCCACCAACACUAACAAUGCCCGGCCCUCCCGCAUCGCACACUCCAUGCCACACCAAAAACAAUUAUACUUUAACUCAGGCCCCGCCCAGAAUUUGAGCGCGCCUUCUCCCAUGCUCCCCAGAAAAUCGUCCAAGAAUUCUGGUCCCCUCGAAGAAGCAGGAAACAUGAAGAAAGGGAAGGCCAGAACCAGUUCGGAAUCUUCCUCUACCAAACCCUUGCACUUCUUGUCCAAGACCAUAUCAGCAAGGUCCAACCAAAGCGAUACUAUCAGAGAUCAAGCCAUGAGACGCAGACUAUCAAGAGUCUCCAUCGAAACUGAUAACUCACAUGCGUCCCGGGAAUCACAAGAAACAGAGGAAGAUGUGUGUUUUCCAAUGCAGCGCUUGGAGCACACCAGAAUUAACGGCAUUGAUUUCGACGAGCUCGAAGAAUUUGCAAUUCAAUCCAGAGAAGAGAGUUUGAGUAAUGCAAUGAACGUCGCAAAUGUGGAGCCGAUCGAAAUCAAUCAGCCAGGGAUCACAAAAGAAGGCUCCUCUUCUUCUACCGCCACCACUACUUCGACAGCAGCUCUGAAAUAUACUCCCAAAGCGCCAUCGCCCGAAGUGAAGAAACCGAUGGCUCAAAACCAAGAUUCAGUCGCUUCUGCUCCCAACGGUAUCUAUUUUGGGAACAACAAGGUCGAAAAUGACGACUUGGAAGGCGUGCCUGCAUCCUUCGCCUCUCAAAACGAAAACUACGUUGUGCCCGACAGAUUCUCUUUCUUUUGUUCCGAUUCGGAUGAAACCGUCCAUGCUCCAGAUAUCGCCUCGCUUGUGAAGCCAGGAGACACCUUCCGGGAGCUUUUUAGAGAUGGUGCACCAACUUGGUGGCUAGAUUGUGUCUGUCCCACAGAUGAGGAGAUGCGUUGUAUUUCAAAAGCUUUUGGCUUGCAUCCGUUGACAGCUGAGGAUAUUCGAAUGCAGGAGACACGUGAAAAAGUAGAGCUGUUCAAGAGUUACUACUUUGUUUGUUUUCACACAUUCGAAGGUGAUCAUGAAUCUGAAGACUUUCUUGAACCUAUCAAUGUUUACAUUGUAAUUUUCAAGGAGGGUGUGCUGACUUUUCACUUCGGCCCCGUAUAUCACUGUUCGAAUGUUAGAAGGCGUGUAAGACAAUUACGGGACUAUGUGGAUGUAAGCUCUGACUGGUUAUGCUACGCCCUGAUCGAUGAUAUUACUGAUAGUUUUGCGCCAGUUAUUCAAGCUAUUGAAUACGAAGCAGAUGUUAUUGAAGAUUCGGUGUUCAUGGCCCGUGAUAUGGACUUCUCGGCAAUGCUACAGCGGAUUGGGGAAAGCAGAAGAAAGACAAUGACUUUAAUGAGGCUCUUAAGCGGCAAGGCAGAUGUCAUCAAAAUGUUUGCUAAAAGAUGUCAAGACGAGUUGAAUGGAAUUGGCCCUGCAUUAACGUCUCAACUUAACAUCGCCAAUCUUCAAUUCACUCAGAAGGCUCAAACACAGGGGGUUCCACAAAUGCAAAGUGUGCCUAAUAUUUACCCUCCCAGGGCCCAACCCAGAGCUGACAUCGCCCUCUACCUGGGCGAUAUUCAGGAUCACGUCGUGACCAUGUUUCAGAACCUGCUCUCUUACGAGAAGAUUUUCUCACGGUCUCAUGCCAAUUAUCUGGCCCAGCUUCAAGUGGAGUCUUUCAAUUCCAAUAACAAAGUCACAGAAAUGCUGAGUAAAGUCACGCUCAUUGGUACGAUUCUUGUGCCUCUCAACAUUGUCACUGGUUUGUUUGGGAUGAAUGUUCCAGUUCCUGGUGGAGCAGAUGGAAAUAGGUUAGGAUGGUUUUUUGGUAUUAUGGGAGUGAUGGCAUUUAUUGCUUUGACCUUCGCUCUUAUAUCUCACUUGUGGCUCAGCAGGAUUUCUGCACCCUCGACAUUGAAUGAAGCUGCUGAAAGUGGCACACGGUCAAUUAUGAACACGCUAAGGCCAAGGGGGUCACGGAUUGCAAAGAAUGAUCCAUAUAGAAAAGGAGGCACCAACAGGUCUAUGUCCAGCUUCCAAAGGUAA
Lachancea meyersii CBS 8951 is the source of this 2361-nucleotide messenger RNA. The record is from the annotation of a GenBank genome assembly. Lineage: Eukaryota; Fungi; Ascomycota; Saccharomycetes; Saccharomycetales; Saccharomycetaceae.